Ramularia collo-cygni is the source of this 366-nucleotide messenger RNA. RefSeq names its product related to DNA-directed RNA polymerase 13.3K chain. Gene Ontology annotation, molecular function: DNA binding; protein dimerization activity. The record is from RefSeq and is a predicted model, not a curated record. Lineage: Eukaryota; Fungi; Ascomycota; Dothideomycetes; Mycosphaerellales; Mycosphaerellaceae. Gene Ontology annotation, cellular component: RNA polymerase II, core complex. The transcript is spliced from 3 exons. Bases 1 to 366 code for a protein of 121 amino acids. Gene Ontology annotation, biological process: transcription by RNA polymerase II.
AUGAACGCUCCAGAGAGAUUCGAGUCGUUCCUCCUCGGCGAGGGAGAGCAGAAGGUUGAGGUCGAGCCGGAGACCCGCGUCCCGAAUGCCUCCAUGUUCACCUUCAACAAGGAGGAUCACACCCUCGGCAACCUCCUCCGCGCGAAGCUCGUCAAGUCUGAGCAUGUCCUCUUCGCCGGCUACCAGGUCCCUCACCCUCUCUUUGCUGUGUUCAAGCUGCGUGUGCAGACCGACGGCGAGAUCUCGCCAAAGGAGGCCGUGGUGGCUGCGUGCAGGGAUUUGGUGGCUGAGCUGCAGCAGCUCGACCAGGAGUUCACCAAGGAGUGGGAGCUGAAGAAGAUUGCUGGCGCUGGUGCGGACCUUUGA